AUGUCUGACAACAAUGACAAGAAAACGGAGGAGGUGGUAGACGAUUUCUCGCAACUAGAGUUGUGGGAAAUUUUCGCCACUAAAAGCUACACUGCUGCCUCGGGCGAGGAAGACCAAGGCCAGGCUGAAGGAUCCGCCCCGAAGCUCACCUCUAUCCCAUCGCAAACGGGCGUUGACAACAACAACAACGCAGGGGAAGAAGAUUUAAUCAGCUUCAACGACUCCCCAGCUGCCGCCCAGCCAGCCAACGCCAUCCACUUGCCGGCUGAUCUUACGCCUCCUUCGGGCAACCCCCCUCACACAACGCCGCCGGCACCGUCUCCUCCCCUCGGCGUGUCUUUGCUGUCGCACUUCUUCCCACAGCACACCCCCGCACCCCGCGUACCCCCCGACCUCUCCGCCCUAACCUCGCUCGCCGACGAGGAGGACGACGCCGGCCCCAGGCCGCCCAUGACGCCCGAGGAAGCCGCAGCCUUCUACCACCUGCCGAGCGCGGCGGCGCAGCGCGUCGCGGCCUCGGAAGCGGGCGACGCGGAGGCGCUGUUCGCGGCGCAGGCGCGGCUGGACCUGGUGCUGUGGCGGGUGGCGGGGGCGCUGGGCCCGGGGCACCCGGCGGCGCUGGCGGCGCAGCGCGAGCAGGGCCGCGCCCGCGACGCGUGGACCGCCGACGACGCGCGGCAGAUGGACGCGGCCGCCGUGGGCGCGUGGCUCGCGCUGCGGGCCGCGUGGGGCGCGCGCUGGGCCGCGCUGCUGCCGCCCGCGCACCGCGCCGCCCUCGCCGCCGCCGACCCCGCCGCCCCCGCCCGCGCCGGCGCCCUCCACCCCGACGCCCUCGACGCCCUCGUCUGCCUCCUCGAGGGCCGCGCCCGCCUGCUCGCCGCCCCCGGCGGCGCCGCCGUCGCCGGCCCCCCCGCCCUCGACCACGUCCUCGCCGUCCUCGCCCGCACCCUCGGCGCCCCCGCCGCCCGCGCCCCCGAUCGCCGCCACCACACCCUCUGGCUCUGGCGCCGCGUCGCCGUCGCCCUGGCCCGCGUGGAGCCGCCCCCCGCGGCCGAUGUCGAUGUUGCCGCGGUGUUGGCCGUGCGGGAGCGCGGGCUCGCCCUCGCGCGCGCCGGCUUCGCUGCCGAGGGUCUUGGUUACGAUGGCCCAGCUGGUGCUGACGCUGACGCUGACGCCGACGCCGACGCCGACGCCAACGCCAACGUUGACGGCAAGCAGAAGGGCAAAGAGGCCGGUAUAACGGACUAG
This is a messenger RNA of Durotheca rogersii, 1248 nucleotides long. RefSeq lists its product as uncharacterized. NCBI's taxonomy places the organism in Eukaryota, Fungi, Ascomycota, Sordariomycetes, Xylariales, Xylariaceae. The coding region runs from base 1 to 1248 and encodes 415 amino acids. The record is from RefSeq and is a predicted model, not a curated record. The transcript has 3 exons.